CCAACUCCUACCCCUACCCCUACCCCCUCGCCUUCUCCCUCCCCAGCUCCUUCCACUGGAGGCUACAUGGAUGUAGUCGCUGAGUGGCGCGCCAAGCUCGGCCUCAGCGCGCUCGAGUUCUCCGCUGAGCUCGAGUCCAACGCUCUCAAUGUCGUCAUUGAGGGUAACGGUAAAAUGGUGCACAAGCUCAACAAGGGCACCUUUGGCCAGGUCCUCGCCCCCGGCGACGCCGACAAGUUCGAGUACGUCUUCGUCGGUGGAUGGCUCUGCGAGAUGGCCAACCUCCCCGGCCUCGGCGAUGCCUGCGCGCAGUUCUCCAAGGGCUGGGACUACCAGGGCCAGACUGGCCACGCCGAGAUCCUCACCUCGCCCAACUACUCCAAGAUUGGUUGCAGCAACAGGGAGGGUAUCUGGUGCUGCGAUCUCGCU
Bipolaris victoriae FI3 is the source of this 429-nucleotide messenger RNA. RefSeq lists its product as hypothetical. The transcript has a single exon. The annotation marks the transcript as partial. The record is from RefSeq and is a predicted model, not a curated record. NCBI's taxonomy places the organism in Eukaryota, Fungi, Ascomycota, Dothideomycetes, Pleosporales, Pleosporaceae.